GCCCUCAGCGGAGGCAAAACUGCCGGGCGGCUGCGGGGCCGCUCGGGUGAGCCCAGCUCCUCGGUGCGUUUCCUACGGCAGCGCAGCCUACGGCAGCGUACCGCGGGGCACCGCACCGCGCCCUACGGCAGCGUACCGCGGGGCACCGCACCGCGCCCUACGGCAGCGUACCGCGGGGCACCGCACCGCGCCCUACGGCAGCGUACCGCGGGGCACCGCACCGCGCCCUACGGCAGCGUACCGCGGGGUACGGCACCGCAACCUACGGCACCGCAGCGCUCCCUACGGCAGCGUACCGCGGGGCACCGCAGCGCCCGCGCCCGGCCGGGCCAUGAUGGCGUGCGCCGAGCUGCUGGCCGUGUGUCUGCUCUCAGCCGACCGCGGCCCCGCGCCCCGCCGCCAGCCGCUCCCCAUCUUCCACGACAUUUUCCGGAGAGCUGACAAGAACGAUGAUGGGAAGCUGUCAUUUGAGGAGUUCAAGAACUAUUUCGCUGAUGGGAUCCUGAGCUCGGAGGAGCUGUGGGAGUUGUUCAGUGGCAUUGACAGGCGUCAUUCAGAUAAUGUGGACACGGAGAAAUUGUGUGAUUAUUUCUCAGCGUAUCUUGGAGAAUACAGGAAUGUGCUUUCUGCCCUGGAAGCCCUCAACUCUGCAGUCCUGGCAGCCAUGGACAAAACCAAGCUGAGGUAUGAGACCUCCUCAAAGAUGGAGCAGUUCCUGACCCGUUUCCUGCUGCGGGAAACCAUGCACCAGCUGCAGUCCCUGCAGGCCUCGCUCGAGUGUGCCGUGGACACCGUGGAGGAGCAGGCGGGACGGGAGAGAAAGGACAUAAAGAAAUCUGAGACCUCGCUUGGCCUGAGGUCAGGGAGACGAUGUGGGCGCAGAGGACAGAAGAACGUCUCUCUGUCCCCGACGGACCCUUAUUCUGGGAUGCUAACGACAGGUAUUUGUGUCGAAGACAACAGCCAGUGGAUGGCACAGAUCAACAGGCUCCAGCAGCUCAUCGAGAAACUAGAGUGCAAGAGCCCGCGCCUGGAGCCGCUGAAGGAGGAAGCGAUGUGCAAAGGACGAGAUGCACACAUCCUGGUGGCGAAGAGGCAGAUCUCGGUGGCGACGAGCAGCAUUGAGGAGUUUCGCCAGGCGUUCAGGUCCUACACGGAGGUCACGGCCGGGCAGAGCAGCUGCCUGCACGUGUCUGCCUGCAAGCUGGCGGACGAGGCCUGCUUCAUCCUUUACGAAUUCUGGCAGGAUGUGACUUCGUGGAGAAGCCACUUGCAGUCCAGCUGCAGCAAGACCUUCCAGCGGUCCAUCAUCAGCUUGCUGGAGUCCCCGGAGCUGCUGACCACCAUGCUCUUCCCAGCUUCCUGGUGGAUCAUGAACAGCAACUGACCCUGGGCAGCCGCCUCCAGGACGCCGUCGGCAUGCGAAGGACGCGGAGCCCCCGGCACAGCCGUCGCCUUCCCUCGCCUUCGUCACCUCCCGGCCCCUCUCCCCUCCUGCCGUCCGGCGGGGGCUGCCUGCCCGGCGGCCCUGGCAGUGUUUUACCCUUUUGCUCUUUUCCUGCGAAUUUAUUUAUUCCCCCCCACCA
Tyto alba (common barn owl) is the source of this 1586-nucleotide messenger RNA. RefSeq names its product N-terminal EF-hand calcium binding protein 3 (gene NECAB3). The record is from RefSeq and is a predicted model, not a curated record. The transcript has 13 exons. Gene Ontology annotation, biological process: regulation of amyloid precursor protein biosynthetic process. Gene Ontology annotation, cellular component: cytoplasm; endoplasmic reticulum; Golgi cis cisterna. Lineage: Eukaryota; Metazoa; Chordata; Aves; Strigiformes; Tytonidae. Gene Ontology annotation, molecular function: calcium ion binding. Bases 332 to 1387 code for a protein of 351 amino acids.